AUGCCCAAUAAUAAGAAACAUUUUGUUUCUCAAACAACUGAACAUUCUCAAGACAACGCUGACAAAAUUGUAAAAGCAAUUGAUGACGUAACAGACGAGGAUCAUAACCUUGGUGAAAGAGAACUUGACUAUUAUCUAGGAGUGAGAAAGAAAGAGAACUAUUGGCGUGAUCCGAUGGGAAGGGAGAAGAUAAGAAAAGACUAUCUCGUAUACCACUGCGGUGUUACUGAAGAUGACUACGAUAAAAAAUACAAGAAGGAAAUUGCUUCUAAAGCAUCUUACGUCAUUCCGCCUAGAUUGAAGCAAGUACCUUUCAAGAUACAUAGAAAAAAGAGGAAUGGUGAUUUAAAAGAUGAUUCUUGGAGAGACAAAAGCGGUAUAUUCAAAUUGUUCGCUCACAGACGUGAUAGUGAAUAUUCUACGUCUGAUAGUUACAGUGAGUGCGAUUCUAAUGAAGAUAUGAAAGUGACUGAGAUAUUCAGAUCAAAUGAAAAUGAUUUAGAGGAUAUUAUAGAUUAUUUGAACGAACUUGACACGAAUUCCGAUGAUAGAUAUCUGGAGGUUUGUGUUAUUGUUAAAUAA
This is a messenger RNA of Arctia plantaginis, 582 nucleotides long. The record is from the annotation of a GenBank genome assembly. Lineage: Eukaryota; Metazoa; Arthropoda; Insecta; Lepidoptera; Erebidae.